CUGAAACCGUGACAAGAGGGCGCGAGGCCAUCUGCGAUAUAUUGGGUUGUGUGUACGAAGGUGGGGAGAAUUCGGAGAAAGGGAAGAGAAGAGAAGAAGAAGAUGGACGGUUUGCUGGGGAGAAGGAUGUUCAACGUCUCGGUUUGUGGGCAGGAUGAGCUGGAGCACAUAUCAAGAGAUGGCAGCCAUUACAGCCUCUCGACUGGGAUACUUCCAUCUCUCGGCGCCAGGAGUAACCGGAGGGUCAGGCUCAAGAAUUUCAUUAUCUCGCCUUAUGAUCGUCGUUACAGGAUAUGGGAGACAUUCCUCAUUGUCUUGGUCAUUUACACAGCUUGGGUAUCACCUUUCGAGUUCGGGUUUCUCAGAAAACCAGAAGGGCCACUCUCAAUUACCGAUAACAUUGUGAAUGGAUUCUUUGCUGUGGAUAUCAUUCUCACCUUCUUUGUGGCUUACCUCGACAAAUCAACUUACCUUCUAGUGGACAACCGAAGACAGAUUGCUUGGAAGUACGCCAGGACAUGGUUGGCCCUUGAUGUCAUUUCCAUCAUCCCAUCUGAACUCGCUUGGAAACUAUCCCCUAAGCCAUUCAGGUCAUAUGGCUUGUUUAACAUGCUCCGUCUAUGGCGUCUUAGAAGAGUUAGUUCCCUCUUUUCCAGAUUGGAGAAAGAUAGGAACUACAACUACUUCUGGGUUCGAUGUGCCAAGCUCAUUUGUGUCACCCUUUUUGCUGUGCAUUGUGCUGGAUGCUUCUAUUAUCUUAUUGCUGCUCGCUACCACAACCCAGAAAGAACAUGGAUUGGAGCAUCUCUUGGGAAUAACUUUCUGGAAAGGGGACUAUGGAUUCGAUAUGUUACUUCAAUGUACUGGUCUAUUACUACUCUCACAACAGUUGGCUAUGGCGAUCUGCAUCCUGUCAAUACAAGAGAGAUGAUAUUUGACAUCUUCUACAUGCUCUUCAACCUUGGAUUGACUGCGUACUUGAUCGGUAACAUGACCAACUUGGUUGUUCAUGGUACCAGUCGAACCAGAAGAUUUAGGGAUACCAUACAAGCUGCUUCAAGUUUUGCUCAUAGGAACCAGUUACCAGUGAGGCUACAAGAUCAAAUGCUUGCACAUUUGUGUUUGAAAUUCAGAACGGAUUCAGAGGGACUGCAGCAGCAGGAGACUCUCGAUUCUCUUCCGAAAGCCAUUCGGUCAAGCAUUUCACAUUACCUGUUCUACUCUCUAGUUGACAAAGUCUAUCUGUUUCGCGGGGUUUCAAAUGACUUGCUUUUUCAGUUGGUGUCAGAGAUGAAAGCUGAGUAUUUCCCUCCCAAAGAAGAUGUGAUUUUGCAGAAUGAAGCACCAACUGAUUUCUAUAUACUCGUAACUGGUGCCGUGGUGGUUGGGGAGCUUAAGACUGGUGAUCUUUGUGGUGAGAUUGGAGUGCUAUGUUACAAACCACAGCUGUUUACCGUGAGGACGAAAAGAUUGUGUCAGCUGCUUCGAAUGAACAGAACUACAUUCUUGAAUAUCGUUCAAGCCAAUGUUGGAGAUGGGACAAUCAUAAUGAACAAUCUUCUUCAGCAUUUGAAAGAUCUCAAGGAUCCAAUAAUGGAGGGAGUUCUGCUCGAGACAGAGAACAUGCUGGCUCAUGGAAGAAUGGACAUUCCUCUCAGCCUAUGCUUUGCUGCACUGAGAGGAGAUGAUCUCUUGUUACACCAGCUACUCAAACGUGGUUUAGAUGCAAAUGAAUCUGACAACAACAACAGAGCAGCUCUGCACAUCGCAGCGUCGAAAGGAAGUGAGAACUGUGUGCUUCUUCUGCUGGAUUAUGGUGCUGAUCCCAACUGCCGAGGCAAGUCAAGAUUUCUUGCCAUUUUUGUAGUUUCAUUGACCACUAUUCAUCUAGCCCUUUUUUACUCGGAUGGCAACGUGCCACUAUGGGAGGCCAUCAAAGCCGGCCACUCCGGAGUAGUGAAGCUGCUUCAAGAAAACGGCGCCACCAUACAGUCAGGAGAUGUCGGCCACUUCGCGUGCACUGCAGCCGAGGAGAACAACCUCGACCUGCUCAAGGAGAUCGCCCGCCAUGGAGGCGACAUCACAGCGGCCAAGACCAGCAACGGCAGCACAGCGCUCCACGUGGCGGUCUGCGAGGACAAUGCCGAGAUUGUCAGGUACCUUCUCGAACAAGGCGCCGACGCUGACAAGCCGGACGUCAACGGGUGGACACCUCGCGAUCUGGCCGAUCAGCAGGGCCACGAGGAGAUCCAGAACAUGUUCAAGACAUCGAGCAAACUAACGAAAGAUCAUCUACAGCCCCCACCACCAAUGGUUUCGUCGAUACCGGAGAAGCAGGAGAAAGGGAUCAGGUACCUAGGGAGGUUCACGAGCGAGCCGACGAUCCACCCCGUGGCUGCGAGUGAAGAGGAUAGCUCGUGGAGCUCGAGGAGGAGGCCGAGGAGGAAGACGAACAACUUCCACAACUCGCUGUUCGGGAUGAUGUCGGCUGCUGCGCAGAACGGGGAGAGUAAUCACAGCAAAGAGGCCUUGUUUCCUGUUGGCAGCAACAAUCCGAGCCAUGGGAAGAGUGUGGCUAGAGUGACGAUAAGCUGCCCGGAGAAGGGAAGCGAUACGAGGAAGCUUGUGGUGCUUCCUAAGACGUUUCAGGAGUUGCUUGACUUGGGGGAGAAGAAAUACGGGAUCAGGGUUGGCAAGGUUGUGACUGUGGAUAGGGUUGAGGUUGAUGAUAUUGAAGUGAUUAGAGAUGGUGAUGAAUUGAUGUUUGUUAGUGAAGGAACUAGCGAGGAUAGAACUGCUGCUACUCAUGAUAGGUGAUUGAUAAUUUGGCAAAUUGCAACCUCUGCAAGUGUAUAGUUUCAUUUUUUUGAUGAUAAGGAAAGGAAGAUGGUGUUCGAUCCUCGUUGUUCUUUAGGGUUCUUUUCCAUGUAUUCAUCACUUAGCCGGAAAUCCGGACCAACUAGAUUACAACGGAUUGAUAUGUAU
Molecule: messenger RNA, 2985 nt
Organism: Linum tenue
Lineage: Eukaryota; Viridiplantae; Streptophyta; Magnoliopsida; Malpighiales; Linaceae
Source: the annotation of a GenBank genome assembly